Diuraphis noxia (Russian wheat aphid) is the source of this 2241-nucleotide messenger RNA. RefSeq lists its product as uncharacterized. The record is from RefSeq and is a predicted model, not a curated record. Gene Ontology annotation, cellular component: nucleus. Gene Ontology annotation, biological process: chromatin remodeling; peptidyl-arginine methylation, to asymmetrical-dimethyl arginine. Gene Ontology annotation, molecular function: histone methyltransferase activity; protein-arginine omega-N asymmetric methyltransferase activity; protein-arginine omega-N monomethyltransferase activity. Lineage: Eukaryota; Metazoa; Arthropoda; Insecta; Hemiptera; Aphididae.
UAUGAUUAUGAAAUCCAUUAUCCCAUUCAGUAUUCACCUCUCACAUACCGAUAUAUCGCACGAUUGCCACUGUUCGAGUAUUCGUCGUUGGAGACUUCGAUGUUCGAGUAAUCGUUCGUCGGCAAUCGUGUUAUUGCUUUUGCGUUAUUUGUCAUUUCGUGUUCGGUAAGUGCAUGUCCCGUUCGAUUUAGUAAGCAACCUGCUACGAAUCGCGGUUGACCACCAUGCAGAAUAACGACGAUAACUAUMGAAGUAAUAAUAAUUAUUCAAUUUGGAGAAAUGAUGGGAAUAACCAAGAACAGCAGCAACCGGACCGUCCAGACGAAACACGUGAUCCGGACCGUGGGAURGUCGUCAACCAUGGCAACACCGACAAUUCUACUUACAACACUACUGCAUAUUUAAAAUAUUUCAACGUGGUAAAACCAGUCGAAUUAUCUAUGUUUUCCGAUAAAAACCUGUACGAUGAAUCAAAAAUGCCCUCGUCAACAUAUAAGCCUUUGAGUUCAAACCCUGUUUCGGGAACAGUAGGCGCCAAAAACAACAAAAACUCGGGCAAGUUGAAUUGGAAUGAUAACAAAUCCAGACAAUAUAACGGAUAUCGUCAGAAUCAGUUCAACAACAAGAAAUAUCCAAACAAAUAUCGGAAUAACAAAACCAAAGCCUCAGUGAGAUUCAACGAUUUUGUUUCAGUGACAAAUGUCCACAAUACACCCUUUGGAAAAAAUGAUCAGCCAGGUUCUAUAAAUAAUUCUGGUUGUACAGAACCGGCUUUCAGUCAAAAUGUUUUGACCAUUAAUGAUUUGCCUGGCAUAGAUGAAAAUUCUGAAUAUGAUUCAGAAUGUGAAUCUGACCCAGGUGAUAUAGAGAAGAUGAAUAUGAUGACUGCUGCAGAUUUUAAUGAUGAUCGUUAUGCUCGCUAUGGGAUACACGAGGCAGAAAUCAAAGACUAUGUGCGCACUAUUACGUUUAAAAACUGCAUAGAAUAUUGUUCAAAAGGAUAUAUUAAAGAUAAAGUGGUAUUAGUUAUCCGCUGUGGUAUUGGCUUAUUACCUUUGUUAUGUGCUCGGGAUGGAAAAGCCAAAAAAGUAAUUGCUUUAGAACAGUCGGCUUGCAUUGAAUAUGCUCGACGUAUAAUCACAGACAAUCGGUAUAGUACUGUGAUCACCUUAGUCCAAAGCAAUGUUCAUGACUUAAAACAGUUGCCGCACAGACUGAAAAAGGUAGAUGUUAUAUUAUCUGAUUUUUUGGGAGACUGUGUUUUAAGUCAAGGAGAUCAAAUGGAACAGGUUAUUGAAGCUAGAGAUCGUUUUCUUGUUUCAAAUGGUUUAAUGAUUCCUAUGCGUGUUACUCUGUAUUGUCAGUUAUUAGAACAAAGGCGAAUCUUUGGAAAUUGUCGUAUUCGCAAAAGGAUUAAAAAAAAGACAAAUAAAAAAUCUGAUAGUUGCUUAAAUUUAAACAAGUCUGAUAAAUCCGAAACUGAUACUGACAGUUCUUCAGAUUCAACAUUGUGUUCAUGGUGGAGUGAUGUUUAUGGAUUUGAUAUGAGAUCAAAUACAGAAAUGAUAGUUGAUUGUGAUUCUGAAAGCGUAGACUGUCCUAAAUUAGCAAAAGAAAAGUGGCACUUGAUGGAUGAACCUCUAGUUACAUUUUUUGAUCCGUGCAAGGUAGUAUCUAAUGCUUGUUUAUUAAAGAAGUUUGAUAUGUAUAAGUGUACUAUAGAUGAAGUUCGCCAUGUACAUAGUAAAGACUUAGUUUUAGAGUGUAUUACACCUUAUACGAGUGCCAAUGGAGGAGACUAUGCACAUAUGUUAGAAUUAUUUAUGGUAGUUGAUUUUCCUAAUGGUCAAGAAAUUAUCGAUGAUAAAGAUGAGCUACAAAUAGGAUUUUCGACAUCAUCUUAUUCACCAUUUACUAGAUUUAGACAGACUGGUUUAUUGUUACGGGAUCARCUGCUUGUUGAACAAGGUAACAAGUUUAUAAUUAAUGAGUUCCGUAUGUGGCGUGGUCCUCAAAAAACUAAAAAAACUAUGACUGUUGGAGAAAAAACUAUCACUAAAAGUACUUGUAAUAGAUGUGGACCAGAAGAAAAUUUAAAGCUAAGGUUAAGAUAUACAUUUGUCAACAAGUAUACCCAGGCGAAUAAUAGACGUUGUGCUUACAUCUUAACAAAGCAAUUAUUUUAAGAUUUAAAUCAAAGGUUUUUGAAUACUUUACUUAAUAUAUUAAAUUUGGAUUUUA